Molecule: messenger RNA, 300 nt
Organism: Adineta ricciae
Lineage: Eukaryota; Metazoa; Rotifera; Eurotatoria; Adinetida; Adinetidae
Source: the annotation of a GenBank genome assembly
AUGGACGCAGCUUUUCAUCGGCUGCGAUUUGGUUUUGAACCACCCUGUACUAUUUUGAAUUCAUUAAACAUAAACGAUGCUGGUGAUCCUCGACGUAUAAAAUAUGAUGUUUUACCAUUAACAUAUGAACCGAAUGAUGAUGUUAUUUAUAUGGCAAUAUCAGAUAAUGAUAAUAGACCUAUCUUAAGUGUUAUUAAUGCAACAACUGGCAAUUUAAUAUCAACAUUUAAAUCAAUAUCAAACACAAUUAUUUCUCUGCAAUUCGAUAUAUUUCGAAAGCAAUUAUUUGGACAUAUUUGA